CGGAAAGCAGGGACAAGCGGAGAAUGGGUCAGGUAGAUAGGCGCUGUGCGAAGAGCGGUCGGGUGCUGUUCAACUGCUGCCGGGCAGUUCCUUCGUGUUACAGGAGAAAGUAACGUUUAGGCCAAUGGCGGAACGGGUUUUGAGGUCAAACUGAAGGAUGAUUGUCAAGAGUUUUCACAAUCCAUAUAGGUAUUCUACCAGGAUAUAUCCUGUUUAAUUUAUGCAAAUCCAGAGAGUGUUCAAAUCAUCUGUUUUGAUCCACUGCCUACUCCUAAAAUGGAGCAUUAUUCAAGAGAAAAUGACAGCAUUGUGCCAUCACUUACUGAUUUGGAAGGUUUUCUCACAGAACAUAAUUCUAACGUUGUGUGGCUGUUUGUUGCCACAAUCCUAUCAUGUGGAUGGAUCAUUUAUUUGACUUACUACAAUUCCCGUAAUUUAGGUCUGAUCCUGACUCAGGUUCUUAAUAGACUCUAUAAAAAUGGAUAUGUCCACAUUGGUUCAUUUUCAUUCUCUGUGUUAUCUGGAAAGGUCAUGUUUCGUGAAAUUUAUUAUAUCAAUGAAGAUGUGUCUAUCAGAAUCCAAGAUGGAUUUCUUAUCUUUCGUUGGUGGAAAAUGUACAAUCCCAAACAGAAGCAGCAUGAUCCAAAAGCAGAAACAAGAUUAUAUAUAACAGUGAAUGGAUUUGAAUUCCAUGUUUACAAUCGUUAUGACCUGUAUGCACAUUUGCAAGAACUCUUUGGAUUGGAACCAGCAAUCAUUCCUAAAAGCGAAAAUGCAAAGAUCAAAAAGAGUAGGGAGAAAGCAAAGUCUAAACUUGAAAGCAUUACAACUGAAACACAAGAUCCUUCAUCAUCCUGGCGAUCACUCAUCCCAGUGAUUAAAGUUGAUGUUAAUACAGGUCGCCUGGCAUUUGGAAACCGUUUUUUACCUCAGACGCUCUGCAUAAAUUUUGAUGAUGCUUUCCUGACUUAUACUACAAAACUACCUUCUAGUCAUCUUGACCAAUUUAUGCACAUCGUGAAAGGAAAAUUGGAAAAUGUUAGGGUUAUGCUUGUUCCUAGUCCAAGAUACGUUUGCCUGCAAAAUGAUGAGCCACCCCGGUUGAUGGGAGAGGGCUUUGUAGUAAUGCAGUCAAAUGAUGUUGAUAUCUAUUACUACAUGGAUGAACCAGGUAUUGUACCUGAAGAAACAGAUGAAAAUGCUGAAGAAAGUCCUGAUAAUGAAAGUACAAAAUUAGAAGACUUGCCACCCUGUUGGGGACUUGACAUUGUUUGUGGUAAAGGAACAGAUUUCAACUAUGGACCUUGGGCUGAUAGACAAAGGGAGUGUUUAUGGAAGUUUUUCUUUCCAGCUGAUUAUCAGAAGUUGAAAGUUACUGAACCAGCAAAACCUAGAAAACCACGGCAAAUUCUAGCAUUUGAAUUGCGCAUGAAUAUCAUUGCAGAUGCGACUAUUGAUUUGCUUUUUACAAAGAACCGGGAGACCAAUGCCAUACAUGUAAAUGUUGGAGCAGGUUCAUAUUUGGAAGUCAAUGUUCCCAUGACUGUAGAUGAAAAUGGCUUUUCACCGACUAUUAAAGGUCAGCUUCUCCAUGUGGAUGCAACGAGUAGCAUGCUGUAUCGAACUCUGUUGGAAGCAGAAAUGUUAGCUUUUCAUCUCAAUGCCACCUAUCAAAGGAUAUGGAACAUGCCUCAGGAGUGGCAAUGUGAAAUUGAAGUAUAUAAGGCAACGUAUCAUUUUAUUUUUGCUCAGAAGAACUUCUUUACUGAUUUAAUACAAGAUUGGGCCAGUGAUAGUGCUCCAGAUAUCUACUCAUUUGUUCCAUACACUUGGAAGAUGAAAUUGAUGUUUCAUCAGUUUGAGAUGAUCUGGGCAGCUAAUCAACACAACUGGGUAGAUUGCUCUACCAAACAGCAGGAAAAUGUUUACUUAGCAGCAUGUGGAGAAACACUGAAUAUCGAAUUCUCAUUGCCUUUCAGUGACUUUGUUCCUGAAACUUGCAACACAAAAUUUUGUUUGAAGGCAGAAAAUAUAGAUCUGCGUUUAUUUCUCCCCGACUGCCACCCUAGUAAGUAUGCUACUGCUACGUUAGUAAAUGAUUCCCAGCCCAACAAAGUAAAUCCUCAGGCAUCUGCUUCAAACGAGUCUCAAGCUAGUCAAAAAGCACGAAAGCUGAAAUGGCGCAAUGUUACCCAACCAGAGUCUGAUUGGAUUGAGUGUUGGUCUGUACCAAAUAUUUUACUUACUAUUGACUAUACUUGGCAUCCCAUCUACCCUCAGAAGGCUGACGAGCAACUGAAGCAAAGCUUAUUUGAAAUGCAGCAGUUAACAUCAAGAUCAUCACAGAAGACUUCAGAACGAAUUAUGCAUUCUCCUAUAGUUUCACAAAAACUGCGGAUAGACCCAUCUGAACUUUUACCUGAUAAACUACAUGUGGAACUAGAAAUGGCUCCAGAUUCACAAAUCACUCUCUAUGGUCCAUUGCUUAAAGCAUUGUUGUGUAUAAAGGAAAACUACUUUGGAGAAGAUGACAUGUAUACAGACUUCGAGGAAGCUCUGACAAGUCCUGUUCUGUCAUUGUCAACAUCUUCUAGUUCUGGAUGGACAGCAGUUGGUGUUGAAGAAAAUGAGAAAAAAGAAACUGAGGGUGGAAGUAAGCAAAUUCACCCACUUACUCUCCGCCCUUGGGAUAUCUCUGUCCUCAUUAAUUUAUAUAAAGUACAUGGAAGACUCCCAGUGCAUUGUAGUGGUGAUGGUUCAGAAUGCCCAUCAGCAUUCCUGGAGAGGCUUUGUUUUGAAAUGAAGAAGGGUUACAAGGAGACCAUGCUGCAGCUUAUAUUGUCACCUGUAUAUAUUUUUGUAAGCGAUAACUACCCGAGGCCGUCUGUGGAUGGACUACUACGUGAAGGUCAUAUCAGUCUGUCAGGAUUGCAGCUACGAGCCCAUGCCAUGUUCUCAGCAGAAGGGCUACCACUAGGAAGCACUACGUUGGAAUAUGCAUGGCUCAUUGAUGUGCAAGCAGGCCUGUUUACAGCAAAAGUAACUUUGCCACAGUUAGCAACUUUACUGGAGUGGGGUCAAACAUUCGUCUUUCAUGUGAUGUGUCAAGAAUACGAAUUAGAGAGGCCUAAAUGUAUUGUCCUUUGUCAGCAUGGAGUUGAUCAGCGUUUCUGUGAUUUAAAGCUAAAAAGUGUGCCUGGGCCAUGUCAACAAGCUGACAAUUUGAAGUACACAAUGACUCGCAUAGCAAUUGAUGGAGCAGAUCUUUUUAUUGUUGAACAUGGUUGUGCUGGCAAUUUAAAGAUAGGUGCGAUUCGCAUUGCUACUUGUAAUCUUCAUAACCAAGCAGUUGGAGAAGGUGUAAGUGCUGUCAUGCAAGAUGUUCAGUUGAAGCAAUAUAUUGAACAAUUGGAAAACAGUAGGCUUGGAGUUCAAUCCACAGUACUCCGUCGAUCAUAUUGGCUGGAAGCUGGUUCAGUAAAUUUUGGAUUAAUCACUGCAGAUGUAGCUUUGGCUGCAGAUCAUCCUGCAAAGCAUGAAGUGCAGAGGCAAUUUUUGGAAACACAUGAUAACAGAACUAAAAGGUUGUGGUUUCUGUGGCCAGAUGAUGAUGUUAAGAAUAAACGAAGUAAGAAUAAGUGUGGCUGCCUUGGAGGUUGCAAGUUCUAUGCAGGCAUAUGUUCAGCACUUGAUUUCUUUAAACUGGAUGAAAUGACUCCCUCUACAAGUUCUGCCUACUCUGCCAUAAACACGGAAUUAGAGAUGUUCUAUGGUCAGUCACUGUUGCAGCCAAAUGAAUGGAUAAUAUCAAAGGAUACUUCAAAAACCGCAGAUGGUAAGACAAAUGGGGUAAAAAGAAAAGAGUGGGAUUGCAGAUCGUUAGGAACUGAUUCAGAGAGAAAGAACCAGCAUAAUAACUUGCAGGUGCCUUUACGAUCGCAUAGUUCAACAUCCUCGUCGGAAGAAAACAGUAGUUCUACUGCUGCACUCCCUCUGUUGGCAAGUGAAAAAAACAGUCCUUCCUCGAAUGCUGAUGACAAUGUUAUACAGAUGCAUAUUCCUGUUUUAAGCACAGAGGAAACAAUUGGAAAUGGUCCAGCAGAUGUUUCAGGAAGCACUCCUGUUUCUCCCAAUGUUCAAGAUAAAUCUUUCGCCCAAUCUCCUUUGAAACGGCAGGCCUCUGUUUCUUCUACACGACUUGGAAGUACCAAGAGUUUGUCAGCAGCCAUUUUUGGUGAGCGGCAGCCUGCAACGAUGGGUGUACAAUUCACCAGCGAAGUGUCUCGGAGUGAUGAAAACGUUUUGGAUUCUCCUCGUCAGAGGAGGAGCUUUGGAUCCUUCCCCUUUACUCCUUCAGCGGAUUCUCACACCUUUCAUCAGUAUCGAUCAGUUGAGUCAAGUAUAUCUGUCGCUGACAGCGAGGCAUACUACUCCGCUGCUGAAGACUUUGAUCCAGUCAGUAGUGAUGAAGGUCCAGGAACCUAUCCCGGAAGAAAGAAGAGACGCCGUGCCCAAGCAGUAGACUACAGCAGGAGCACAAUUUAUCACAGUGUGGAGGGACCACUAACUACUUCUGUUAAUGGAGAUAACCAGGAACCCAAAAACUACUCCAUAAAAACUCAUGCCUCUCAGGCAUCUUUUGUUUCUGCUCUUGAAGGGGAAGAAGAGAUAACUGACCAUAUUUAUACUGUUGAAGGUGACAAGUCUGUAGAUAACAGACAGCAAACACAUCAGCAGAUUGUAAUGGCUUCUUACUUAAAUUACCUUACACAGUUACAGGUCUCCAACUGGUCAGUAAAACAACCAACAAACAAGAGAACAUCAAAAUCUUCUCUGCAUCGCCCUCUUGAUCUUGAUACCCCAACCAGUGAGGAGAGCUCCUCUUCAUUUGAUCAGCUUUCUGUUCCCUUUUUUAAGGUUAUUAAACAAGGUCUGACAGCAAGUGCAUUACUUGAUAGAGGUGCUCAACUAAUGGGAUCUAAUGAAAGUACUCCAUAUACUCCAUUGGAAAGGACGACAAUGGAAAACACAGAUGAUGAGACAGUUACUGAGCAAUGGAGUGUUGAUCAGCCAGUCACUCAGACCAGAACUACUGCCAUUGUGGAAGUAAAGGGAGCAGUGGAUGUUGUCCUGAGCCCACUUGUGACAGAAGCCUUUGAUAGAUAUUUUGAAGCAAUGGUCCACUUUUCCAGCAUUUGGCACCCUUCUGCAAUUGUAGACAAUCUGCAUGCUAAAGUGCUGAAGGAGGCUCUUCUGAAUAGCAAAUCAACAAAUUCAGAACACACAACUACAAAACAUGAAAGUAGAGCCUCCAAAAUAGAAAAUAGCACAACUGGUGUAACAAAAUCAAGCCAGGCACACAAAAACCCAACAAAUAAACAAGACAAUGUGAAAAUAAAGGGUCUUCAAGCUAAUGUUUCCAUUCCAAAGGUGAAUUUAUGUCUUUUACAAGCUUCAAUGGAAGAACCUCCAAACUUCAUCACAAACAAGAACAUCAGUCAGGUUUCUCUGGUUGCAUUGUGUUUUGACAGAAUUUCUACCCAAAUUUUGAUUAACAGGGGAAUAGUAGAAGAUGGAAGCAGCAAUCCAGAUGCAGGGAGAGUUUCUGUUGCAUUUGACAAAUACGUAAAUGCCAGUAAGAUGCAGCCACAGUCAUCUGGCUCUCUUAGGUCAAAUGCAGGUGCAGAGAGGGGAAAAGAAUUGGCUGCCAAGCUCAAUGUCCAUCGAAUUCAUGGCCAGUUAAGAGGUCUUAGUGCAACAGACUUAGGAGCAUGUGCAAUUACUGCUAUUCCUUUUGAGAAGUCAAAAGUUCUCUUCACAUUAGAAGAAUCUGAGGAUUUUAGUUUCACAGAUGAUACUGAACAUCUUAAAUCUACUGAAACAACCAAACCUCCUCAAUAUAUAGAGAAGUGGGGCUGGAUAAUGUUUGAAUGUGGGAUUGAAAAUUUAACCAUAAAAGGAGGAAGACAGUCAGGAGCUGUUCUGUACAAUGUGUUGGGGGCUCUUGGAAAAUCAAAUACAGCAGAAGGAAAUGGGAUGCUGAAGUCAGGUGAUAGCACUGGUUCUCCGACUGGCAGUGGCUAUAGCACUGAUGUAUCAGAAGAUAACCUGCCUCGUGAUGAUAAAAGUCGAACUUCAGACAACAAUGGAAAUUCAGCGUCUGAUGAUCAGGAUGAAGGGGUUGAGUCUGAUGACCUCAAGAAAGAUCUUCCACUGAUGCCACCGCCCCCAGAUUCCAGCAGCAUGAAACUUACCAUUAGCGAGAUUUGGUUCAGCUUUGCCGCCCCAACCAAUUUACAUUCACAGGUUCAGAUUUAUUCCAGGCAGCUGAAUCUUUUAAGCACAGCUACACCAGCUAUUAGUGCCUGGCUUAUUCCCAUUGAUCAGCUGAAAUCAUCCCUGAAUAAACUGGAAAUGGAAAGAACUCUCCGUGUGUGUGCUGUGAUGGGUUGUAUUAUGACAGAAGCUCUAGAGAGAAAGAGUGUACAUUUUCCACUGAAAAGCAAAUACAACAGAGUUAAUAAAUUGGCUCAGUAUCUACAAGAAAAUCCUUCCUGUUUAUUGUGCAAUAUACUUCAUCGAUACUUAUACCAAGCAGACUAUUCUGUCAUUGAGGAUGCCACUAUGAACAAUGGGCUUCCUGCACUAGUCACUCUAAAGAAGGGCUUGGUGGCAUUAGCGAGGCAGUGGAUGAAGUUCAUAGUUGUCACCCCAGCUUUCAAAGGAGUUACUUUAUUGCUCAGGCCAGCACAACUGCCAAAGCCCCAGCCAAUGACCCAGGCUCACCUUCAAGCUUGUGGUUUGGAUAAUGGAGGCGCCAUACAAAGUGACACAAGUGCAGAUGGAGCAGAAUUUGAAUUUGAUGCUGCUACAGUGAGUGAACACACUAUGCUUUUGGAGAGCAGUCGUCCACCAGGAGGUGGAACAACCUCUGGACCAGUAACUGGCUCUGAUAUCAUGAGAAAGUUAUCCAAAACAAAUACUCAUGCACAUGAAUCCACUCUUAAGAUAAAAGGUGUUCAUCCUUACCAAUCUCUCAGCUACACCAGUGGAGAUACAGUAGCAGACUCACCUGCCCAUAUUAGCCGAGCAGGACUGCCAACAAGGGAAAGUCCUAGAAAGGAAAGUCUACUGAGCUAUUUGACUGGGAGCUUCCCUAGUCUUCACAAUCUUCUUGAAGGAACUCCACAACGUAAUGCAACAGUGAUUAAAAGCAGCUCACUUACACGUCAAGGAAAUGCUGUUGCUACAGAUAUGUUGUCUGAACAUCCACUUUUGUCUGAACCAUCAUCAGUCAGUUUUUAUAACUGGAUGUCAAAUGCUGUGAGUAACCGAGGAAGCAUUACUCAAGAAUCACCAGUGCCUAGAUCUGGCCACAACGCUCUUCCCACAGGUUUGAUGUAUAAUCUUCCAACAAUACAAUCUGCAUCUGACUUUAAUACAAUGCUGUCCAGUGAUCAGAACACUUUGGAUGGCACGCAGUCACAGAAUAGCACCAGUCAGGAUGAAAUUGUUGGUAUUGAGGAGGGUAAUCAAGGCCCUCCUGCUGUUCAGCUGGCUGAUGCACAGGUUGUGUUUAAGCCUUUACUGAGCAACACCGGAAUACAAUCACAAGAUAUUGUACCUUUAACUUAUGGGAUGUAUUUUGGGAAACAUUUGUCAUUUUCUGGAAGCCUGGAUUGUCUCAGAGCCGAUAUUGUUGAUUCUGAUACAUCGAAAGAAAGAAAGAUCAGAAGAAAAAGAAGACAGGGCAUGAUAAAUCUUCCACCUCUUGACUUCAAACCAGCCUUGAUGUUUAACACCUUUUGCAUAAAUGCUAUUGUGAUGGACAGGCCAACUUAUAACCAAAACUCAACAAAUACUCUUGCAUUCCACGAACUUAAUAGACAUCAUCAGAACACCUUCCAUGUUAACUUUACUAUCUCCUGUCAGUCUAUCAGCCAGCACGUGGACAUGGCAUUAGUCCGCCUCAUCCAUCAAUUUAGCACAAUGGUCGAUGAUAUAAAGGCUACUCAAACAGACAUUAAACUGAGUAGAUACACAGCUGGGUCUGUAUCUCCCACGCCAACAUUCAAAACACGAAAACAUCGGGAUUUCCGUUCAUCAGAUUUCAGUCGCAGUUCUCGUGGCAGUCUUAAUGGAGGUGUCAGAGGAAAUAGCACAAAAGCAAGCAAAAGACUUGGAAAUGAGAACAAUAAAAGAGAAACACGAAAUAAGAAUUCAUCAGGUCCAACACAAAGAAGAACCUCAAAGGUUUCCAGGAAGGGAUCAAAGGAUGUAGUGGACCAUGUGACUAUUCAUAUGGAUGACUCUGACUCAAUCACUGUGUCUGAACAAAGUGAGCCUUCUGCAGAGUGUUGGCAGAACAUGUACAAACUGCUUAACUUUUAUUCAUUAAUCUCAGAUCCAACGGGUAUCCUUGAAAAAUCUUCUCCAGAUGUAUUGGAGCCUCCAGGUGGUCGAAGUCCCACUGAUCCUGCUUGCAAAGUAAUCUUUGAAAAUGAACAAGAGUGCUCGAGUCCUAAUAAAUUAUCAAGAAAGCGCAGCUUAGUGAAUUCUGAACCUCAGCACGUUACCCUCAUAGUAUUUGGAGUUGGUAUGGUGAACCGUACUCAUCUAGAAGCAGACAUUGGAGGUUUAACAAUGGAAGCAGAGCUUAAGAAGAUCCAUGGAAGUUUUACUGUGAAAGAGAAGAUGAAAGAUGUUUUGCACCAAAAAAUGACGGAAACCUGUGCAACUGCUCACAUAGGUGGUGUAAACAUCGUCCUCCUGGAAGGAAUUACACCAAACAUUCAAACUGUAGUUAAAUGCAGUAUUGCCAAAUCUCAGGCCCUCUACAGUGCGCAGAGAGGACUUAAGACCAACAACACAAUGGUUAUAAAAGUAGGAGCGAUCAGCAUCAAUAUCCCACAACAUCCUGCUACACUACAUAGCAUGAUGGUUCGGAGCUCUCACCAGCUCUCCAAACAAAUUUCUGAUCUCAUUCGUCAGCCAUCAACAGGCAUACCAGUGCCAAAGGAGGAUGUUUCUACUCCGCAACCCUCUGAGAAGCCACCUUCAAGUGUCAAUCAAACUCCUGUUGAAACAAAUGAAUUUCCUCAGUUGCCAGAGGGUUUGGAGAAGAAGCCAAUUGUACUUAAAUUUAGUGCCUUGUUGGAUGGCAUCACCAUUGGUGCUGCAUUACUACCAUCUCUUAAAGCGGAAUACAAAAUGGGCAGGAUGAAAAGUCAUGGAAUGACAGGAGCCCAAACACGGUUCACAUUUGAGCUGCCCAGUCAUAGGCUGCGCUUCCAGUCCAAAGUAACACCUGUUGACGUGGCAGCAUUGCCACCAUCAGCCAGCCUUAAUCUACCACAAGUUACCAUGUCUGGAGAAUAUAUCAUGGAAGAGCAUGAGUGUCACCCAGACAAAUCCUGGAAUGCAGAUGAAUUCCCAUUGAAACAAGGCAACUACCUACAGGGGAACUAUUUGCGAUGUGUUGCUGAGGUUGGUUCUUUUGAGCACAACUUGACAACGGACCUUUUGAAUCAGCUAGUCUUUCUACAGAAAGUUUUCAUGAAAGAGGUCAAUGAAGUAAUUCAGAAAGUAUCAGGUGGGGAGCAACCUAUACCACUGUGGAAUGAACAUGAUAUUUUAAUGGAUGGAGAAAAGCCCAAAAUUUUGCUAUAUUCUUUAAAUCUACAAUUUAAGGGUAUCCAGGUUACAGCAACUACUCCUUCCAUGAGAGCUGUAAGGUUAGAGACUGGACUUAUUGAACUGGAACUUUCAAAUCGUAUCCAAGCUAAGGCACAACUAGGUGCAGGCCAUAACAGCAGUUACCUGAAACUGUUUGGCAAAUGUCAGGUUGAUCUAAACCUGGCACUAGGACAAAUUGUUAAACAUCAGGUCUAUGAGGAGGCUGGUUCAGAUUUUCAUCAGGUAGCAUAUUUCAAAACACGGAUCGGAUUGAGAAAUGCAUUGCAAGAAGAGAUCAGUGGUGCAUUUGAUAGAGAAGCUGUACUCAUCACGCUUAGUCGGCCAAUAAUAUAUGCACAGCCUGUGGCCUUUGAUAGAGCUGUCCUUUUCUGGCUAAACUACAAAGCUGCCUAUGACAACUGGAAUGAGCAACGAAUGGCAUUACAUAAGGAUAUUCAUGUUGCUACAAAAGAGGUUGUUGACAAGCUGCCUGGAAUUCAACAGACCUCUGCUCAAGCAUUUGGUACACUCUUUUUGCAGUUGACUGUGAAUGAUUUGGGCAUCUGUUUACCUAUCACCAGCACUAUACAGGCGAAUCAUGCAACUGAUCUUGACCCUGGCUCAGCUAUGGUUCUUACAAUUGAGAGCACCUUGAUCACUGCUUGUUCAUCUGAAUCCCUCGUGAGCAAAGGUCAUUUCAAAAAUUUCUGCAUACGAUUUGCAGAUGGGUUUGAAACAAGUUGGGAUGACUGGAAACCUGAACUUCAGGGAGAUAUUGUAAUGAAUGCUUGUGUGGUACCAGAUGGAACAUAUGAAGUGUGUUCACGUACUACUGGGCAGGCUGCAGCAGACAGUAGCAGUGCCGGAACCUGGACACUAAAUGUUUUGUGGAAAAUGUGCGGUAUUGAUGUGCACAUGGAUCCUAACAUAGGGAAAAGACUCAGUGCCUUGGGUAACACAAUGACAACUUUGACUGGUGAGGAAGAAAGUGAUGAUAUUGCUGACCUGAACUCAGUCAACAAUGUUGAUCUAACGGAUGAGGAUGAACCUGACAGCAUGUCCCCCACCAUCAUGGCUGAAAGUAGUGAAUAUCGAAGACAGGGGGUUACUGGGAGCCAAACAGCAGAUCCAAGGGGAAGAAAGUUUGUCAAACGUUUAGUGGAUAUGAGGGAAUUGAAUGAACAAGCCAAAGUUAUCGAUGACCUGAAAAAACUUGGUGCAAGUGAAGGAACAAUAAACCAAGAGAUUCAACGUUAUCAGCAAUUAGAAUCAGUAGCAGUUAAUGAUAUUCGCCGAGAUGUUCGCAAAAAACUAAGGCGAUCCAGCAUGAGGGCAGCGUCCCUUAAAGACAAGUGGGGUCUAGGUUACAAGCCCAGCUACAACAGGUCGAAAAGUAUCUCAGCCUCUGGAAGACCACCAAUGAGAAGACCAGAAAGGACCAGUUCCAGAGUUAAUGAAGUGGAAGAUGCUGGUGAAGUCCAAACUCCAGAGCAACCAAUACCAGGGUCAGGACCGAGAGUGACUUUUAAAGUGCAGGAAAUGCUGAAUGAAACAGCUUUGACUGUAGCGAGGCAAGCCAGCACUCCAAAGGAUGGGUAUUUUCAGUUCCCUGAGGAGACAGAACUGGAUCUGUUAUCAGUCACCGUUGAUAGUCCAUCUCAUUUUUCACCUAUCAGUGAUCGUUCAGUGUUUAGUUCACCUAACACCCCACAUGUUGCUCAACAAAGACUUGCCUUCCAGCUUGACGAUGCAAAGCGCGAUGAUAGUUUGACAUCUUCUAGUGAAGAAUCUGAACGGGAUGAAGAGUUUGAUAAAGAGAAAACACAAUACAUCAGGAAGACACCACAUAGUUUGCGUAAAAAGUCUCCUGGCUUUGCUGCGCUUUUUAGUGACCGAUGGCCAUCGGCAGCAAUGAACAGAAAUUCUCUUAAUGCGACAACUGAAAGGAACAUUGAUUUUGAGCUUGACGUUAGAGUUGAGAUUGAAAGUGGAAAAUGUGUUUUACACCCAACUACCCAGCAGCCUCAGCAAAUGGAACAUGAUGAAUUCAACUUGAAAAGGAAUAUUGAGAAGAAUUUAAAAAACGUGGACCAGGAAACACCUCCAAAGAGGAAAAAACCUCAUCAAAACUAUACUUCAAGUACUCAUGUAUCAGGUGGCAAAAAAGUACCACAUACUCUUCAGACCAAAACUACAGAGUUUGAAACUACGGUUUUUUACAUUCCAGGAGUAGAUGUAAAGCUGCAUUACAAUUCCAAAACUCUGAAGACUGAUUCACCUAAUGCAUCCAGAGGGUCAUCUUUGCCAAGAACUCUUUCUAAAGAAUCAAAGCUAUAUGGAAUGAAAGAUACUGGUCUUCCUUCUCUAUCCACUACCACCUACACAAAGGGGACUCUCUUGAUUCCUCCCCAACCUCCACCUUUACCAUCAGCCAAAGGGAAAGGGAGUGGAGGUGUGAAAACAGCAAAGCUUUAUGCUUGGGUUGCUUUGCAGUCCCUUCCUGAAGAAAUGGUCAUUAGUCCUUGUCUGCUGGACUUCCUGGAAAAAGCUCUGGAAACAAUUCCCAUCACUCCAAUUGAAAGAAAUUAUACAGCACUCAGCUCCCAAGAUGAAGAUGUGGGGCAGUUUGAAGUUCAGGAUGCUUUAGAGGAAUCAACAAUCUCUCUCGUAUCCUCGUCUACAUCAGCAUAUUCCUCAUUUCCUGUGGAUGUUGUGGUUUAUAUUAGGGUCCAGCCAUCACAGAUCAAGUUCAGCUGCUUACCUGUGUCAAGAGUUGAAUGUAUGUUAAAACUUCCUUCGCUGGACUUGGUGUUUUCGUCAAACAGAAGUGAACUAGAAAGCCUGGGUUUCUCACAUUCAUUUGAUGGAACUCAAGUAUCUGCCACUGCCACUUCACUGCUUGCUCAUACUGUAUUAAAAGCUGCUACCAAUAAAACAGGUACAUCCUCUGGAUUUGGCAGCCCUCUUGGAAGAAGCCGACACAGCAGCAGCCAAUCUGAUCUUUCUUAUUCCAGCACCACUGCAUCAGGACUGAGCUUUACAGCUUGUAUGUCAGACUUCUCUCUGUAUGUUUUUCAUCCAUAUGGAACUGGGAAGCAGAAAACAACUGUAACUGGCUUGACUCCUGGAUCAAGUACAUCAGGUGUUGUUGACGAAGAAGCCAGUUCUGUCACAGGCCGUAAGGAUUCUCUCAGUAUUAACUUGGAAUUUGUGAAAGUUAGCUUGUCCAGGAUGAGGCGAUCUGGAGGGAGUUCAUUGUUCGACAACCAAACACCGAUCAAAAUUAACAGCAAGAUGGAAACCACUUUAAUCAAUAUCUCUGCUGUCUGUGACAUAGGAUCUGCUUCCUUCAAGUAUGACAUGCGUAGACUUAGUGAAAUUCUAGCCUUUCCAAGAGCCUGGUACAGAAGAAGCAUUGCUCGGCGCCUCUUCCUAGGUGAUCAGACAAUCAAUUUACCAGCCUCUGGACCUGUAACUCCGGAUUCUAUUGAAAGUCAACAUCUUUCUCCUGAAUCAACACGUAAGGCUUACUGGCGUACCUGGGAGCAAUCUGCACAGUCUUCUAAUUAUUCGCACAUGUCUCAGACAGCAAAUGUUUUCAAUGAUCACACUUCAUCAUCACCAGCUGGCAUGAUUCACAGUGUGAAAUCCCCUUCGGUGAUCCGAUCUAGGAAUAUCUCAGAAUCAUCCGUUCCAAGGAGAGAUUCUAUUACCAAAAUGUCAUCAACAGCAUUCAAUAAGAAUGGAAAAGUUGCAAACCAGCAAACAGCGCCUUGGGAGACUUUAGUCGUUUUUGCAAUCAAUCUGAAGCAGUUAAAUGUUCAAAUGAAUAUGAGUAAUGUAAUGGGAAAUACUACGUGGACAACUAGUGGAUUAAAGAGCCAAGGACGACUGUCUGUGGGCAGCAACAGAGACAGAGAAAUAUCAAUGUCUGUUGGCCUUGGCAGAUCUCAGCUAGAUUCCAAGGGAGGUGUGGUUGGGGGCACCAUAGACGUUAACACCUUGGAGAUGGUUUCUCAUAUCUCAGAACAUCGAAACCAGCAACCCAGCCAUAAAAUCCAAAUCACGUUGGGUUCCACUGAUGCUCGUGUUGAUUAUAUGGGAUCAAGCAUACUGAUGGGAAUUUUCAGCAAUGCAGAUCUGCAACUACAAGAUGAAUGGAAAGUUAACCUUUAUAAUACAGUAGACCUGAGCAUGACUGAAAAAAGUGAAGUGUUUGUUCAUGGCGAUCUGCAGUGGGACAUUUUCCAGGUCAUGAUUUCACGAUCAACCACACCUGACCUAAUUAAAAUUGGAAUGAAAUUGCAAGAAUUUUUCACCCAGCAGUUCGAUACAAGCAAACGUGCCCUGUCCACCUGGGGACCUGUCCUCUACAUACCUCCUAAAACACCAGUAAUAAAUGUGGAGAGAAGUUCUAGUGAACAUUUAUUGGAUGCAGCCCAUCAUCGCCAUUGGCCAGAAGUGUUAAAGGUGAUUGCUGGAUGCCAAAUUUCCUUAUUCCAAAUGCCUCUGCCUGAAGAUGCAGUGCAACUGGGUGGAUCUAUGAGUUUGCAUGGAAAUCACAUGACUCUAGCAUGUUUUCAUGGACCAAACUUCCGUUCAAAAUCAUGGGCAUUAUUCCACCUCGAUGAGCCCAAUAUUGCUUUCUGGACAGAGGCUCAGAAAAUCUGGGAAGAUGGUGCUAGUGACCAUUCAACGUACAUUGUACAAACUUUGGACUUUCAUUUGGGACACAAUACAAUGGUUACAAAACCUGGUGGUGCUUUAGAAAGUCCAAUGGCCACAAUAACCAAAAUAACGAGACGCCGUCAUGAAAACCCUCCACAUGGUGUUGCAACAGUACAGGAGUGGUUUAAUUACGUUACUGCCACGAAGAAUGAAGAGCUCAACCUCCUUCGAAAUGUUGAUGCUAACACCACAGACAAUAAGGCAACUAUUAAAAAUUCCAGUCUGCUAAGUGGCUUCCGUGGAACUGCUAACUACAACCAUGAGACAGAAAAGAUCUUUGCUUUGCCAAGGAUGCAGCUGGACUUCAAAUCAAUACACAUGCAGGAACCUCAAGAACCUUCACUACAAGAUGCCAACAGUAAGCCUAAGGUAGAAUGCAGUGUUGUGACAGAAUUCACUGAUCACAUUUGUGUCACCAUGGACGCUGAACUGAUUAUGUUCUUGCACGAUCUUGUAUCUGCUUACCUCAAAGAGAAAGAAAAAGCAAUAUUUCCUCCUCGAGUUCUUGCCAUGCGCCCUGGCCAAAAAAGUCCUGUUAUUGCUCAUGACGACAGUUCCACAGAUAAAAACAAGGAGGAGGUGAUCUACACAACUGUAGAUUGGAGAGAGUUUGUUUGUAAUACCUGGCACCUGGAACCCACACUAAGAUUAAUAUCCUGGACUGGAAGGAAGAUUGACCCCGUGGGUGUAGAUUAUAUUCUUCAAAAACUGGGAUUCCAUCAUGCCAGAAUCACUAUACCGAAAUGGGUGCAGCGAGGUGUCAUGGAUCCAUUAGAUAAAGUUCUGUCAGUUCUUAUUAAAAAACUGGGAGUAGCACUACAGGAUGAAAAAGAAAAGAAAGGAAAAGAUAAGGAGGAGCAUCAAAAAUAAAGUUCAUUACAAGAGAACAGGCACUCAUUGUUAUUGCUGUAAAUUUCAUUUGUGGAUUUAAUGGUGUUUAAUUAUUUUAAAAGAAUUCAACUUUAUGGAACUUUAUUAGCAAAGAUCAACUGGAGAAUACUUCCAUAUGAUAAUUUAAUGACUGGCAUAACUGUUGUUAUGAAUGUAUUACUGUAACGGUUUGCUGUGGUGCCACUUUAAACUAGUUCAGUAUUGCACAAUUAUUAUAUUGUAUAUAUGGAAACAUAGUAGUGAACAGUGUCAAAAUGCUGAUCAGCUUUGUGAUUAUGUACAAUGCAUUUAAUGUCUUUAUUUUAAUUACCAAAAUGAACAUUAAGAGUUAUCCUAUAUUUCAGUUGUUCAUAAUUAUAUUGCUACUGUUAUGUAUUUGUUGUGAUAUGGAUUGCACUGGAAAGAAAAAAUGUUAUGGUUAAAAUUAUUAAUCACUUUAUUGCUCAUACAGAACAAAAUGGUUAUAAGUUCAUUGGUGAAUGUCAUGUAUUUUAAAACUCAAAAAUGAAUGACACUGCUCUUUAAGCUGUAACCACUCUCUAAUCAACAAAACAUAUGCAUUGUACUUCAUAUUAAGCUAUAUAUUUUAUUUUUUUAAACUGUAUUGGCAUAUUUAUACUGGCAACAGUGAUGUCUUAUCAACAAGAUACUAAAUUGACAUCCCUUUUCCCUGUCAUUCUUAAAAAAGAGCAGAGAUGUGGUUUUAAUCACUUAACAUUUGUCCCUCAUCCAACCCCUAAAACCAUGACCUCAAGAUUUAUUUAAUCCCUUUUUGUGAAAUGACAUGUUUAUGCAUUAGCAGAUGUAUUUCUGUAAUUUACUACUGUGAUCACAGUUCAAAGUACUUUUUUUCAUAAAGUGCUUUGACGGA
Molecule: messenger RNA, 16165 nt
Organism: Mobula hypostoma (lesser devil ray)
Lineage: Eukaryota; Metazoa; Chordata; Chondrichthyes; Myliobatiformes; Myliobatidae
Product: KIAA1109 ortholog
Exons: 86
Coding region: 277-15273 (4998 amino acids)
Biological process (GO): synaptic vesicle endocytosis
Source: RefSeq, a predicted model, not a curated record